GUCGUCGCCGUCUGCCGCCCAUCGCAUCCCUCUCCGUCCGCCUGUCACGUCUGGCCCGCUACCGCUUGCAGGGCGACGGCGUCAUCCCCGGAGCUAGCUCGUCCAGGCAAUCGGCAGGCCCAACGUCCAAAACGCAACUUAGGCAGCUGCGUCUCCCCCCCCCGUCGUCUGAGAACGGCCACCUCCAAAAAUCCUGGCCAGUCGUCUGCCAUCGUCCCCAGAGCUCCCCUAGAAAAAGAACCCCCCGCAACACCAUGGCGCCGCCCAAGCAGAGGAAGAUUGCCAUUGUCGGCAGCAGGGCAGUCGGCAAGUCGAGUAUGACGGUGCAGUUCGUCGACGGGCACUUUGUAGACAGCUACUAUCCCACGAUUGAGAACACGUUCAGCAAGAUGAUCAAGUACAAGAACCAGGACUAUGCCACCGAGAUUAUCGAUACGGCAGGACAGGAUGAAUACAGCAUUCUUAACUCGAAGCACUUCAUCGGCAUCCACGGCUACAUGAUUGUCUACUCGGUCGCCAGCAAGCAGAGCUUCGAAAUGGCCCGCAUUAUCCGCGAUAAGAUCUUGAACCAUCUGGCCGUCGAAUGGGUUCCGCUGGUCAUUGUGGGCAACAAGUCGGACCUCCGCCCCGAGCAGCGCCAGGUGACGCCCGAGGACGGCCGCGCUCUCGCCGCCGAGUUCAAGUGUGCGUGGACCGAGGCCAGCGCUCGCUACAACGAAAAUGUACAAAAGGCCUUUGAGCUCAUGGUUGCUGAGGUGGAGAGAUCCCAGAACCCGGACCACCGCCGCACGCAAUACGACGCAACGCAGAUGGGAUCCAAGAUCAACGCUGUACAGAAGCAGAUUGGAGCCAAGAAGAAGGCCAAGGAGAACGCCGACGACCUGCUCGAAGAGAAGAAGCAGCUCGAGGAGUCGAAGAAGAAGCAAGAGGCCGAGGCCCACGCAAAGCUCCUCAAGCUGCAUGCAAAGGCUAAGACGGUGGGCAACUACGUGUACAAGGAUGUGCCUGUGAGCGACAACGAAGACAACAAUGCUGUUUUGAAGACGUGGGCGCCGGAAGCAAGGAAACCAGAGUUCAAGCAGGAUGGCAUUCCGCAUCAUGGUGUGUUGGCGAGGCUCAACGGCUACGACCCGGAGCGAGGCACAAAGAUUGUUGGUCACAGAGGAUAUGAAAGUUGCCUGACUGGAUACGGCGUCUUCCUCAACCAGGCGCUGAUCAACUAUGGUCUAGAAUUCCUGUUCAGCAAAGGCUUCACCCCUAACCAGCCUCCCUUCUUCAUGCUCCGCGACCAGAUGGCCAAGACAGCACAACUCUCCGACUUUGACGACGAGCUCUACAAGGUCACCGAGAGCAAGGACAAGCCAGAAACCGACAAAUACCUCAUUGCUACCUCGGAACAGCCCAUUUCUGCUCUUCACUCGGAGGAGUGGCUCCACAGCGACCAACUACCCAUCAAGUACGCUGGAUACUCGACAAACUUCAGGAAAGAGGCUGGAUCCCACGGCAAGGACGCAUGGGGCAUCUUCCGGAUACACCAGUUUGAAAAAGUUGAGCAAUUCCUCCUCACACACCCUGAAAAGUCAUGGGAGGCAUUCGACGAGAUGCUCACCAACUCGGAGGAGUUUUACCAGAGCCUUGGUCUGCCCUACCAGGUUGUCGCCAUUGUUUCUGGAGCUCUGAACAACGCAGCUUCGAUGAAGCGUGAUUUGGAGGCCUGGUUCCCCGUUACCGGUGGUGGCGAGUACAAGGAGCUUGUCUCGAUUUCCAACUGCACCGACUACCAGACGCGUGAGCUGGAGAUUCGACAUGGUGUCAAGAAGCUGAACGCAACCCGCAAGGAAUACGUUCACGCGCUCAACGGCACUCUCUGUGCCACUGAGCGAACACUCUGCUGUAUCCUCGAGAACUACCAGACACCUGAGGGUUUUGUUGUUCCCGAGGUGUUGCGCAAAUACAUUCCGGGCCAGCCCGAAUUCCUGCCAUACGUCAAAGAGUGGAGGGCGCCCAAGGAAGACAAGCCCCUCCCCGACCGGACGAAAUAGAGCUGUGAUUGUUUCUAGUCUGGUGGGUACGAUGAAAGUACUAGGCUGAGGAUGUUGCAUCUACCUGCCAUAGUAAGGGAUGAAUGAAUGGAUAUGGGCUGGAAAGGGAUGAUUUGUAGCAGCUACUGCAUGAAUGAAAAUGCAUGACAAUGAGAAUGAUUGAAGUAAA
Exserohilum turcica Et28A is the source of this 2211-nucleotide messenger RNA. RefSeq lists its product as uncharacterized. The record is from RefSeq and is a predicted model, not a curated record. NCBI's taxonomy places the organism in Eukaryota, Fungi, Ascomycota, Dothideomycetes, Pleosporales, Pleosporaceae. The transcript has 10 exons. Bases 255 to 2042 code for a protein of 595 amino acids. Gene Ontology annotation, cellular component: cytosol. Gene Ontology annotation, biological process: seryl-tRNA aminoacylation. Gene Ontology annotation, molecular function: GTP binding; tRNA binding; ATP binding.